Electrophorus electricus (electric eel) is the source of this 2124-nucleotide messenger RNA. RefSeq names its product ubiquitin-conjugating enzyme E2, J1 (gene ube2j1). The record is from RefSeq and is a predicted model, not a curated record. NCBI's taxonomy places the organism in Eukaryota, Metazoa, Chordata, Actinopteri, Gymnotiformes, Gymnotidae.
UUCAAAAAUUGAUGAGCUGUUGCUUUCGUUUUGCGAGACUUUCUGAAAUCAGUCUGUAAUUUAAUGCUGCCGCUCGAAACUAGGAAAACAAACUUUGCCACGUCAGAUUUUGCAAACCGAUACGACGAUAGGACAUGACAAGAGCUCAAGUUAGCUGAAAGAGUAGACGGAAAACCGACCUCUAGCUAGGUUAACAGGCCAUUCGUCUGACAAAUUUUUAACAACAGCAGUUGAAAGCUGGCUGGCUGUGUCUAGGCAGAAAGGAAGCAAAAUACCUCAUCGAGAUGGAGAACAAAUACAACCUCAAGAGUCCAGCUGUGAAGAGGCUGAUGAAGGAGGCGGCUGAACUCCGAGAGCCCACAGAGCACUACCACGCCCAGCCUUUGGAGGACAACCUCUUUGAGUGGCACUUUUCUGUUCGCGGGCCUCCAGACUCAGACUUCGAUGGUGGGAUCUACCACGGCCGCAUCGUUCUCCCCCCCGAGUACCCGAUGAAGCCCCCCAGCAUCAUCCUCCUCACUCCCAAUGGGAGGUUUGAAGUCGGGAAAAAGAUCUGUCUGAGCAUAUCUGGCCAUCACCCUGAGACCUGGCAGCCCUCCUGGAGCAUCCGGACAGCAUUAAUAGCGAUUAUAGGUUUCAUGCCAACUAAAGGAGAGGGAGCGAUAGGAUCACUUGAUUACACCCCUGAGGAAAGAAGAGCUCUCGCCAAAAAGUCUCAGGACUUCUGCUGUGAGAUGUGUGGCUGCUCCAUGCGGACGGCCUUGCUGGCACUCUCUCCUAACAGUGACCAUCGACCUGCUGACCCCCAGGCUCAGCAAUUAGCCCAGCAAAUCAACUUUAAGGCUGAGUCGAGCACAUCUGGGGCCAGUAGGGAUAAAGCAUCAGAGACUGAUCGGCAGAAUGAUGGAGAGGAGAGCUCCACAUCAGGGGGCCAAAACGAAGAGAGGGUAGCCCAGGCCGAACAGAUUGAAACAGCCCCGGCACCUGCAGGUGAAGCAGCUCCGGUCCCAGCAGCCCCGCCCACUUCCCGCCCCCUGAGCCCUCGGCAACGCCGUGCCCAGAACCAGAACCGCCAACAAAACCAGCCACUCCGCCGGCCCACUUUCCCGGCAUUCCCAGCAGCAGCAGCGCAGCCGGACGGCAGCCACACAGGCUCAGCUGUUCUCAUUGUGCUGCUCUCCCUCGCCCUAGCUGCCCUCGUUUUCCGCAGGAUCUAUUUGGCCCAGGAGUACAAGUUUGACUAUGAACUCUGACCCAGUUUUCAAGUUCCUACCUGCUGCCGAGUUCCACCAUCAUGACCACCAUCCGAGCCACCACUCAGUGCAGUUGAGACUCUUUCCCAUUGGGCAGACCCUUCUGCCCACCCCCAGUCAGUUUGGGAGCUCUUUAUCGUACAGGGCCAUUUGGAAGGACUCGAAUUGUAUACCCAGUAAAGAGGAUUUUGUUCCAUAACAUCAGAAUUUGUGCAUUCCUAUAGAAAGGACUGAACUAAUUCCCAAAGGAUUUGUCUGUGUGUGUGUGUCUGUGUGUCUGUGUGUCUGUGUGUCUGUGUGUGUGUGUGUGUGUGUGUGUGUGUGUGUGUGUGUGUGUGUGUGUGUGUGUGCGUGCGUGUACGUACAUAUGUGUGGUGGCUUCUGUUUUUUAAACUUGAAGUUUGUCUUCAUGUACUUCUAAAAAAAAGACUGAGUUAUGAACAUAAGGAUGUAAGCCUUACAAGGCUUCUUCUGAUGCAUGUGCUUUAAACUGUAGUAUGCUCCCUCUUAUUAUCAACAAAGUCAUACUUUGUAUUGCAACCUCUGCAAUGAAGUUGAUUGAGUCAUGUUAGAUUUAGACAUUACAUCUAUGUAACUUUAGACUCAGUAACACUUCCACAUGUUGAGGCUGUGAGUGCCAACUUAACUCACCUUAAACUGGGUUUUCCCUCCCAUGCUAAGAUCAGACAGUCUUCUUAAUUGCCUCUUUAGGCAGGGUCUAUCAGUUUGGUUUUAGUGUAUUUAAUUGUGCCCAGGUCCUACUGUAGUGAGCCUGAAAUUAAAACAGUUCAAUUUUAUCAGAGACUCACCCGCAUCAUGUAAACCAGUUGUAGGAUUUUUAACAAAAGACUGAUUAAAAGGGAGAAACUCA